CAGAAGCCAAACAUCAAAACUAGGUUAUAAUCCAACACAGAUUUUUACUUAAUUUUUCAUGUUCUUUAAUGUUUUAGUUUAUUUUCUUUAGAUUUAAAUGUUUUUAUUACAUUGAGAACAACUAGAAUUUUAAUGACUGUAUCCAGUAAAAUGGGUGAUAUUAAUAUAUCAUUCCAAGAAGAUGACAUUGCGUACGAAGAAGAAAUUUUACGCAAUGCUUUUUCUGUAAAACAUUGGUUACGGUAUAUUGAGCACAAAAAGAAAGCACCUAAGCACAUAAUCAACAUAAUUUAUGAAAGGGCUUUGAAAGAACUGCCAGGUUCAUAUAAAAUUUGGCAUCAAUACUUAAAACUUCGCCGAAAACAAUUGAAAGGUCUAUGUAUAACAGAUCCUCAGUUUGAAGAAGUCAAUAAUGUAUUUGAACGUGCCUUGGUUUUCAUGCACAAAAUGCCGAGGAUAUGGAUGAACUAUUGUUCUUUCAUGACAGAUCAGUGUUUAAUAACAAGAACUCGACAAGUGUUUGAUCGGGCUCUGAGAGCAUUGCCAAUUACUCAACAUCAUAGAAUUUGGCCCUUAUACAUUACAUUUAUAAAGAAACAUGAUAUUCAUGAAACUGCUAUAAGAGUUUUUAGAAGAUACCUUAAAUUAUGCCCCGAAGAAGCCGAAGAGUACAUAGAAUACUUGGUUUCUAUAGAUUGGUUAGAUGAAGCAGCCAUUCAGUUAGCUAAAAUUGUUGAUAGUGAUACCUUUGUUUCAAAACAUGGAAAAUCUAAUCAUCAACUGUGGAAUGAACUUUGUGAAUUAAUAUCUAAAAAUCCACAUAAAGUACAUUCACUAAAUGUUGAUGCUAUCAUACGAGGUGGUCUUAGAAGGUAUACUGAUCAGUUAGGACAUUUAUGGAAUUCCUUAGCAGAUUAUUAUGUGCGUAGUGGGUUAUUUGAACGCGCUCGAGAUAUUUAUGAAGAAGCAAUUCAAACAGUUACUACUGUUAGAGAUUUUACACAAGUUUUUGAUGCAUAUGCUCAGUUUGAAGAACUUAGUUUAAGUAAGUGUAUGGAAGAAGCUUCUAAAAAUCAAAACCCCACUGAAGAUGAUGAUAUUGAUCUUGAAUUGAGACUUGCCCGAUUUGAACAUUUAAUGGAACGAAGGUUACUGCUACUGAAUUCUGUACUUUUACGCCAAAAUCCUCAUAACGUACCUGAAUGGCAUAAAAGGGUAAAACUGUAUGAAGGCAAGCCUCAUGAAAUUAUAAACACAUAUACAGAAGCAGUUCAAACUGUUCAACCAAAAUUAGCUGUUGGUAAAUUGUUUACAUUAUGGGUAGAAUUUGCUAAAUUUUAUGAAAAAAAUGGACAGAUUGAUGAUUCAAGACUAGUGUUUGAAAAGGCUAUUUUAGUUCCAUAUGUUAAAGUAGAUGAACUAGCAUCAGUUUGGUGCGAGUGGGCAGAAAUGGAAAUUCGUCAUGAGAAUUAUGAAGAUGCUUUAAAACUAAUGCACAGAGCUACAGCAAUGCCAUCAAGGAAAGUAGCAUAUCAUGAUGAUACCGAACCAGUUCAAAUGCGUUUAUACAAAUCUUUAAAAAUAUGGUCAAUGUAUGCAGAUCUAGAAGAAAGCUUUGGAACAUUUAAAUCUUGUAAAGCUGUAUAUGAUAGAAUUAUAGAUUUAAAAAUAUGCACUCCACAAAUUAUUAUGAAUUAUGGACUAUUUUUGGAGGAACAAAAUUAUUUUGAAGAAGCGUUUAGAGCUUAUGAAAAGGGUAUUGCACAAUUCAAAUGGCCAAAUGUUUAUGAUAUUUGGAAUACUUAUUUAUCAAAAUUUUUAAAUCGUUAUGGUGGUACAAAGUUGGAAAGAGCAAGAGACUUAUUUGAACAAUGUCUAGAAAAAUGUCCUCCUCAAUUUGCUAAAUCAUUAUUCUUAUUAUAUGCUAAAUUAGAAGAGGAACAUGGAUUAGCUCGACAUGCCAUGGCUGUUUAUGAACGAGCUACAGUUGCUGUACUACCUGAAGAAAUGUUCCAAAUGUUUAAUAUAUACAUUAAAAAGGCUGCAGAAAUUUAUGGUGUUCCCAAAACGAGACAAAUAUAUGAAAAAGCAAUUGAACUAUUACCAGAAGAUAAAGCAAGAGAAAUGUGCCAACGCUUUGCUGAAAUGGAAACCAAAUUAGGUGAAAUUGACAGGGCUCGAGCAAUAUAUUCUCACUGUAGUCAAAUGUGUGAUCCUAGAAUCACUGCUGAUUUUUGGCAAACUUGGAAAGAAUUUGAAAUAAGACAUGGCAAUGAAGAUACUAUGAGAGAAAUGUUGAGGAUUAAACGGAGUAUACAAGCUACUUAUAAUACUCAAGUUAAUAUGAUGUCUGCUCAAAUGUUAAGUUCAGCAAACUUAUCUGCUGGUACAGUUGCUGAUUUGGCUCCUGGUGCAAGAGAUAAUAUGAGAAUGUUAGAAGCAAAAGCUGCAGCUGAAAUACAAUCAGGAAAUGCUGGUUUUGCUAAGCCUUCAAAUAUUAUGUUUGUUCGGGGAGAAACACAAGGACAGCCAAAUAGGGAUGACAAAAUAUCUAAAGUUAUUAAUCCUGAUGAAAUUGAAUUAGAUAUGGAUGAAGAUGAUGAAGACAAGGAAGAGAAUUCAGACACGGAACAGAAAGAAGGAUAUGAAGAAACUGCUGAAUAUAAGGAUGCUCCAGUUCAAAAGCAAAUAGUACCAGAUAAAGUGUUUGGUAGUCUAUUAACAAAACAGGAUGAUUAAUAUUGUAACUUAAUUUUCAUGAUUAUUGUAAAAUGUAAAUUAAAGCCAGAUAAAUCAUUCAUUAUUUGUAAAUAAAUUGAGUUUCACAUCAACAGUAAAAAUCUAUCUAGUAAAUGUUUAAUAAUUUACUACCAAAUUUAGUAGUAGGUGGA
Molecule: messenger RNA, 2891 nt
Organism: Ctenocephalides felis (cat flea)
Lineage: Eukaryota; Metazoa; Arthropoda; Insecta; Siphonaptera; Pulicidae
Product: pre-mRNA-splicing factor SYF1-like
Exons: 1
Coding region: 133-2739 (868 amino acids)
Biological process (GO): generation of catalytic spliceosome for first transesterification step; mRNA splicing, via spliceosome
Cellular component (GO): post-mRNA release spliceosomal complex; U2-type catalytic step 2 spliceosome; Prp19 complex
Molecular function (GO): protein binding
Source: RefSeq, a predicted model, not a curated record